UUUUUCUUUUUUUGGGAAUUUUUUUUUACAGUGUAGUUUUGGUUGGAUUUUUUUUAUCAGUGUAGAAAGUGACAGUGAGACGGUGACUUGCGUGAUCGGGCUGUUUUGCUGGACAUUCUCAAGGAGACAACAGGCACUUUUCCAGCCGUCCCAGGCACUGUCAUUCACCACAUCCGUCGCACUAACACAGCACAAUUAGUUAGUAGUUGGUACAACCUCAUACCUAGAUAAAAGCUCAUCGCAAAAGCCACACAAAAUGUUGAUAAAGUUAAUCCGCUCAAUCGCGGUAAACGCCUCAGGGAAGAAUAAUCUUCUGUUUGCCAGCAUUUCAACGGAACAACUCAUCCGGAGAGCAUCCACCAUGAAUUCACGGAUUACCUUCACGGAGGAUUUUCUCUUUCGUCAGCUCUUUGAUCAUCAAAGCAGCACGUACACGUACAUGCUGGCGGAUCUUGACUCAAAGGAAGCCAUCCUAAUUGAUCCGGUGUUGGAGCAGGUCAAGAGAGAUUCAAAGCUACUCCGAGAGCUGGGCUUGACACUCAAGUACGCCCUCAAUACCCACAUGCAUGCAGACCACAUUACGGGGACGGGCUACCUGAAGAAGCUCCUGCCUGAGUGCAAGAGUGUCAUCUCCCGUGCAAGUGGAGCAAAGGCCGAUGAAUACCUCGAGAAUGGGGACAUUGUGAAAUUUGGGAGGCAUUCAAUUGAGGCUGUCUCCACACCUGGACACACCAAUGGAUGCAUGACGUUCAUCAUUAAAGAACAGGGAAUCGCUUUCACGGGGGACACACUCCUGAUAAGAGGCUGCGGUCGGACGGAUUUUCAAGAAGGCAACCCACGGACGCUCUAUAAUUCUGUGCAUGAGAAUAUUUUCACCCUCCCAGAGAAUUUCCGCCUUUUCCCAGCUCACGACUACAGGGGGAAUAUGGAGACAACGGUGUUUGAGGAACGACACUACAAUCCACGCCUUACAAAGGAUAUCGAUACGUUUGUCAACAUCAUGGAGAACCUCAAUCUCCCCUAUCCUAAAAUGAUUGACAAAGCUGUACCUGCCAACAAGCAAUGUGGCCUCUAUGACAUUCCAACGGAUGAGUAAAGGACGUCAACACCACCCCCUCAUCCGCCUCACCGCAGAUAAAGGUACAAAAAUGGUGCUUGAAAAUGAAAAAAAAAAACUUUUUAAUUGAA
Molecule: messenger RNA, 1188 nt
Organism: Lutzomyia longipalpis
Lineage: Eukaryota; Metazoa; Arthropoda; Insecta; Diptera; Psychodidae
Product: persulfide dioxygenase ETHE1, mitochondrial
Exons: 5
Coding region: 257-1096 (279 amino acids)
Biological process (GO): glutathione metabolic process; hydrogen sulfide metabolic process
Molecular function (GO): sulfur dioxygenase activity
Source: RefSeq, a predicted model, not a curated record